AACCCUUCUUUGCAAAUUUACAUAGGAAAGUAGGGGUGGGGUGGCAAACGCCCUCCGCCCUAGCUCCCUCCCUCCGUGUCCGGCCGCCCGACUCCUCCAUCUCCAGCUGCGCCACCCAGCCCGCACGCCUCCCCCAACGCACCCCAGGUGGUCGGGCGGCUGCAGCCGGAGGCGCCCCUCGGCCACCCGGUUCCCGCCUCUCCGUUCAUCGAGGGCCCGGAGGGAUGCCGCGCGACCGCGACGAGCCGGCCGCCGUGCGCGUCUACACCGUCUGCGACGAGUCCAAGUACCUGGUCGUGCGCAACGUGCCGUCUCUCGGAUGCGGUGACGAACUCGCCAAUCUCUUCGGGACGUACGGCUCAGUCGAGGAGUGUAAGCCCAUGGAUGCCGAGGAUUGUGAACCCUACACCGAUGUUUUCUUCAUCAAGUUCUCACAGGUCAGCAACGCGAGGUUUGCAAAGAGGAAGCUUGAUGAGUCCGUAUUUCUUGGCAACCGGUUGCAGGUGUCCUAUGCGCCUCAUUUUGAGAAUCUUUUGGAUACCAAGGAGAAACUGGAAGUUAGGAGAAAUGAAGUCCUUGGCCGAAUAAAAUCAUCUGCUGGCAGACCUGAAGGGACAUCUCAGUAUUCUCUAGCUCAGGGAUCAUCUGGUUGGAAUUCACACCAUCAGAUGAACUCCAAUAAGAGGGAAUAUGUGAAGACAAUUCAUGCUUCUCAUAUCGAAGAUCCUCGUUUCAGUCAUGUGCCCUCCAAUAAGGAUUAUUUUCCAUCCGAGUCAAUGAACGCAACUGUAAUGCUAGUCAGAGACAAGCUUGAUAAGAUACAAUCCGGUGGUGAUAAUUCCAAUGCUGCUGCUGCAUCUAAGAAACCAAGGAUAGAUAACCGCAGGCGAAUUUGAUAUUAAUGGGUACUGUAGAGCAUGCUUUAGAAGUUUGGGCUUAUUUUUUAAUCUUGAUUGUUGCUGUCCAUUUUCUUUCUCAUUUGGUAGUUUGUUUAGUGAUCUAUAUAUAUUUCAGCGGAGUGUUGUAUUAUAUGGUUAGCCGUGGUGUCUUUGACUCAGUUGUAAUGCUCUUUCCUUUUAGGCUUUUGCAUCUGUAAUGUUAGCAUUUAGUAUGAUGAGCGAUUUUAUGAAAUAUUCGUUCUUGUUGCCAUCAAUUAUACCGGAAUUUUUAUUUUUUAUAUUGUCGCCCCUUUU
This is a messenger RNA of Phragmites australis (common reed), 1193 nucleotides long. RefSeq lists its product as uncharacterized. Bases 225 to 896 code for a protein of 223 amino acids. Gene Ontology annotation, molecular function: RNA binding. The transcript is spliced from 8 exons. The record is from RefSeq and is a predicted model, not a curated record. Gene Ontology annotation, cellular component: nucleoplasm. NCBI's taxonomy places the organism in Eukaryota, Viridiplantae, Streptophyta, Magnoliopsida, Poales, Poaceae.